AUGUCAACACCGCAGAACCCUUAUGCCCGCUCUCCCAACCUCUCAACUAGGUCCUACGAUUCGUCCUCAGUCUCGUCUGCCACUUCGCCCAAGUCAUUAUCCCACUUUGCAACUGGGGCCAUGAAUCCCAACCCACGCCUAAAUCCAGCGGCGACGGCUCAACCGAUCGGCAUCCCCCCUCUCCCUCCUGUCAGCCAGUCUUUCCAGUCAUACGGUCCCAUGACAACGCCCUCCUCUCUUGGACAGGAAUCCCUCGCCUCAACCGACUCGGUGGCCAGCACCCCGGGCCCACAAACGACACAGCUACCUGGUCCUCCCGGCGCCCAGGGACAGAAGAGAGCUUAUCGACAGCGGAGGAAGGAUCCUAGUUGCGAUGCCUGCCGCGAAAGGAAAGUGAAAUGUGAUGCCACGGAGACGACAAGUUGUUCCGAGUGCUCAAGCCGAAAUGUCAAGUGCCAAUUCACCAAGGAGACGAACCGGCGCAUGUCCUCGAUCAAGCAGGUGCAGGAUCUGGAGAAGCAAAUGGAACGGGUCAAGAGGGAGAACAGCGGUCUGCGGCGUUUACUUCAAGACCGGGAGGGCCCGAUGGAACUCGAUAUCGAGGGAGCUGAACAGAGUACCCCCAGUUUACCAACGAUCGGAUCCGAACCGAAACGACGAAAACGACCGGCUCCUGUACCGGAGCUGGCCAGAGCAAGGACGAAUGUACGAGACUUCUCGAGAGGCAUAUGGAAACCUCCGGCCCAGUAUCGCGAACGAGCACCCGUCUUCUUUGAUCCCCCAAGGCCGGAGCUACCAGCUAGACACCUGGUAGAUCAGCUGUUGCACGCCUAUCAAUGCUCGUCCCACACCAUGUUUCCGAUUCUACACUUUCCGACCUUUCGAGCAGCUGUCAAUGACCUGUACAACAACAAUGGCAUUAAUAGGGCGUCUCCUGCAUGGCUCUCACUAUUCUUCUCGGUUCUCGCUGCUGGCAGCCUCUUUAGCCCAACAUCAAACUCGCAACCAAACUCUUUCUAUGAGCCAGCCGAGUUUCUCGAGACGGCGAACAGGAUGAUCGAUCCAUGGGCGAACGACUUUACGUUGGACAAUGCGCGGGCACUGACACUUGUCACCCUUUGCCUGAACGAGAUGAACCUCAAGUCUGCGGCUUGGACAUGGCUGGGAAGGGCCGUUCGAGUUGGUCAGGAUCUGGGACUCCAUCUGGAAUCGGGGCCAUGGCCAGUCAUUGAGGGAGAGAUGCGACGCAGGACUUGGUGGAUGAUCUACAUCAUGGACAGAACGCUGGCAGCCGAGCUGGGGCGGCCUGUAUUGAUCAAUGAUGAGGACUGUGAUGUUUCAUUGCCUGCUGGAGUCGACGAUCAGUAUAUCCAUGAGGGAGGCAUGCUGGUGCCCAACGGAGCAGAGCCCCUGACCCAUUCUCUGCUUGCCGUUAUUCACGUUGUACGGUCGUACACCUCACUCCUCGCAGCUCUAACCCCUCCAGCCCUGUCCACGAUCCAUCUCUCAGCUCUUGAUGCCCAUUUCAAGAAAUGCUUGAGCACUUUUCCUCCAGCCUGCGAACCGUCCAGUACCGUACCACUGGCUCCUCACUUCCUAGCGCCUCUAGCAUAUCUCUUCCAUGCUCGUCUCCUCCUUCACCGACACCAUCUCGACCCUGGAUACCCACCUGAGGCGAGGAUGGCCUCCCUCGAGAGUUGCACACACAUCGCUCUGGAGACAGCCUCACUCCUCCACCGAUCAAACACGGCUCUGCUGGCGGAUGGGGCCACCGCUUUGCUGACCACCCACAUCUUCCGCUGUGGGCUCUUUCUCCUACUCACGGGGUAUCUGGACCAUGCUGUGACAACCGUCAGAGCCUUGGCCUCGAUCGAUGGGCGGAGGGAUGUCACAGUUGCUUGUGGACGGUAUCUGUCCUUUUUUGUUUCCAGCUUGGGCACCAAGCGGGCCGAGUACACCAACUAUCUGGCCAGGAAUGCGCCCCCAGCUUUUGGCCACUCUCGACCUUCGGUUGACCAGACUGCUCUUCUCCAGAUGCUUUCUAGGGAUGAAGACUUGAUUGCCUACGUCUCAGCAGAUCUUCAGGCAUCCCCUGAUGCCUCAUGGCUUUGGGCGGGUUUGGAACGUGAGACGCCGCUUCGUCGUGCCUCGUCACCACUUCAGGCGCAGAACGCCACAGCCAGCAGCGAACUUUUCAGCCCUGAAGCACGCACGGGACUCGACGAAACCGACAGCAGGGAAUGGGGAGGAUGGGCGAGACUCGAGGCUGCUAUUCGAGGGUUGGACGUCGCACCAACCACACCAACGCCGACGCCGACGAACACGACAUGGACCCUACCACCGCCUGUCAAGAGCGAGACGCCUGGCUCGACGGUGGAAAUCCCAAGGCUGGGCGAUAUUCCGCGCUUCGGCUCCGAGGCUCCUAAGAUGGGGGAGAGCAGUGCGGCGGUGAGCCCUAUUCCAGGCGGCAGCAGGACACCGAGUGGGAGCACGACGGGUGCUGGGACUAGCAAGGACCGGCUGAGCAUUGCCAACAUCAUCUGA
Fusarium falciforme is the source of this 2544-nucleotide messenger RNA. RefSeq lists its product as hypothetical. The record is from RefSeq and is a predicted model, not a curated record. The coding region runs from base 1 to 2544 and encodes 847 amino acids. Gene Ontology annotation, biological process: regulation of DNA-templated transcription; DNA-templated transcription. Gene Ontology annotation, molecular function: DNA-binding transcription factor activity, RNA polymerase II-specific; DNA binding; zinc ion binding. The transcript has a single exon. Lineage: Eukaryota; Fungi; Ascomycota; Sordariomycetes; Hypocreales; Nectriaceae.